GCCACUCUCCCGGUCCCUCGGGACUGAUUUUCGGCCAAAGACAUUUAAUGGGCGUUUGUAUAGCCGUCUCCAGUGAUUUGCGUGGAUACCUGCUCGGAUAUUGUGUAAGGCGCCAGGAUGAAGAGGAUGAACUCGCGCUGGAAGUCGCCACCCAUGUGGCCGUCUGCAGUGGGCAGCAGGCAGCCCUGUCCACGUGAAUCGGCUCUGCGCAGAGCAGCCAUCAGUGGCAACGUCCUCGCGCUCCCACCGUUCCACGUCCCCACGGGCAGGAGCGUCCGGGUCUUCAUCUGCGCAAACCCCGACGACACAGAAGCGGAGAGAAAUGCUCUGAAAGAACAUGUCUAUCCCAAACUACGAGACUUCUGCAGGGAGAACUAUGGCAUUGAGUUCCAGUUGGUGGACCUGUACUGGGGGAUUGACCCAGAGGAGUGGGACAGUCCAGAGCUGCAGAGACUACGGAUGAAACUCCUGGAAGAAUGUUUGAAGACUUCCACUGGUCCAUGCUUUGUUGGGCUUAUCGGAGAGAAGUACGGCAGCAUCCGUGUCCCAGGGGAAGUGGAGUCGGCUGAGUUUGAGAUGAUCUUGGAUGCGGCUUUGGAGGCGGGACUAGACACACGGAUCCUAGAGGAGUGGUACUGCCGGGAUGAGAACUCUGUCCCUCCUGCCUACUACCUAAAACCAAAAGCUGAGAUGCUAAAGAACUACCAGAACUCUUCAAGCAGCGUAGCAAAGUCAAAGAACGACAAGGCAUGGAGGGCAGUCUCAGAGGAAAUCAAGAGAAUCUUCCGAACCUCUGUUUUACAGCUGCAGGAGAAGGGAACCAUGAAGAGCAGUCAAGCCAAUAAAUUUCUCUGCUCUGCAUUAGAGGAUGAACUGGAUUUUGCUUUGGGCAAGCAAACACCAGCUUUCCUGAAGAAAUGCGUAUGUUACAUUCGGAAAAUCUCCAACUUUGACCGUUUUGCUAAGCUCCCUGAAAUGACACGUUACAUGGACAUUGUGGUGAGCACUGACCACGUGAUGAGAAACCAGGAAGCCUAUGAACGUCUACUGAAAGUUCGAGAUGAGUUCAUUCCAUUGAUAGUGGCAGCAUCCAAUCUUCGGGUCUACUCAUCGGUCACUCACUGUGACAUGAAACUUGGCUACUCACAGGAAGUCGAGAGCCACUAUGUCGAGGGCCUGUGUAAACAGUUUUAUGAAGACAUGGUGGAUAUCAUUCAGGCUACUGUCCAACAGAACUUUGACACAGAGACAGACCCUCUUUAUGACGAGAUUAUACAGCAUCUGUCACUGUGCAAGACCUUUUCAUCCUUUUAUGUGUAUAAGAGUGAAGCCUUGGACCUCAUCCAGGAAUACCUGUACCCUUCUAAAGGUGGACGGAUAACUCCCCUUGUGGUGUAUGGAGGACCCUGUACUGGAAAGACCUUGUUACUUGCUGAGGCUGCAAAACAGGCCUAUUCAUGGCUACAGAAAGAGAUGGGACCAGAAACAGACCCAGUGGUCAUUGUCAGAUUCAUCGGCUCCACUGACAUCUCCACUGACCUCCUCACCCUGCUGCAGAGUAUCUGUGAACAGAUAGCCAUCAACUACCAGUGCCUGAUCCAUUUCUUGCCAAACAAGAUUCAGGAGAUGAGGGAACUGCUGGUCAAUUUGCUAGGGGAGUCAUCAUUCCACCGACCUCUAGUCAUCAUUCUGGAUGCCAUAGAGCAGUUGUCAGGUGUCGAUGAGGCACGAAAGCUGUGGUGGCUGCCUGCCCACCUGCCAUGCACAGUCCGCAUUGUAGUGUCCACCCUGCCCAACAAGCAUGGGAUACUGCAAAAACUACGUUGCCUGAUACAUGACGAGGACAGUUAUGUUGAAAUAUUGCAGAGAGAUCGCAAAGCUUGCAGCCAGACUCUUAAACAGCAGCUACUGAGCCUCAAAAGGAAGGUGACCUCUGGUCAACAAAUAUAUGUGAAUGAGGCAAUGGCAAAGUGCACAUUGCCCAUGUUUGUCAACCUCAUCUACCGAGAGGUAGUUCACUGGCGGUCACAUAAAGAUGUGGAUGACAAAUCAUUGUGUUCUACAGUCCACGAAAGCAUUGAGCAGCUUUUCUACUCUAUUGAAAACAAGCUUGGUUCACGCUUCAUCUUUCAGGCUCUUGGCUACAUCACAAUGGCACGGGCAGGGCUGACAGAGCUGGAGCUUGAGGACAUCUUGUCUUUGGACAACAGUGUCCUUGGGGACAUCAUGGUGAGCUCUAAUCUUAAAAAUCCACUGCGUAUUUCUUACGAUUUCAUAGCCCGACUAAAGGAGGAGCUUGAAGGUUACCUGGUGGAGCGUCAAGUCCAUAAUGUAACACUAAUGGUCUGGGCGAAUCGCCAUCUGCAUCUCAUAGCACAAAAGCUAUACCUCAGUAAUGAAGAAGACGUGCAUCAAAUGCAUAGCCUUUUGGCAGAAUACUUUCUUGGUGCAUGGGCAGGUGGUAGAAAAAAGAUAUUCCACUGCGACAAUAAUCAUUUUGCCUCACUGAAUAUCUCUCAACAUCAAAACUCUCACCACCAGCAGAGCCUUCAUGGUCAUGACAAAACUUCUGCUGACAAGCACUCAUAUGACAGGCAGACACCUGAACAACCCUGGGUGUUCCAGUGUAAUUUACUAGAGCCAGACAUCUUUUUUGUCAACCACAGAAAAAUGACAGAGCUAACAUACCACUUGACAAGGAGUGGCCGCACAGAUGAUCUCAUGUAUGGUGUCAUCAUGAACUUCAGUUGGCUCUACACAAUGAUAAAGAUAGGGCAGUUUGACAAGGCAUUGUCAGACAUUGACCUAGCUUACAGUUGCACACAAGAAAAGGAGCUGAAGUUUCUCGCCACUAUGCUUCGCAGUAUAAAGCUCAAAGUGACCAAGAAUCCAGCAUCACUGUCUGCUGAGCUACAACAAAGACUCCUUCCAGUAGUCACAUCACUUCCCAAGCUCAGACACCUUCUUCUCGAGUGUGACAAGGAUGGUCCUAAAUACUGCUCCAUUGUGCCACUGCACUCUUCCAUGGAUGUCACAUACAGUCCUGAGAGAUUACCACUCUGUUUGAGCUACAUGCAAAUAGUGGAUAUUCUACCUACAUUAGCACCAAACAUAGUCAUUGUUGCACUCGAAGACGGUUCCGUCAGCACAUGGGAUGUUGAGAGUAGACUGCUGCUGAGGCAAAUAGACACAGCAAGGUCGGUUGUUCUUGGUAUCCGCCUAACCACAGAUGAGAAGUAUUUAGUUGUGGCCACUACAAAAAACACACUGCUCAUUUAUGACAACCACAAGUCCUGCUUAUUGUCUGAGGUGGAUGUGAAAGGAUCCAAGCACUGUGGUAUCACUGGCGGAGUAGCGUUCAUCAAUGGAUUCACCUUGUCCAGCCACCACGCCUUGGCUUGGCUGGAGGCAAGCAAAGACGUCAAUGUGAUUGAUUUACUCUGUAGCUGGCCGUUGCAUCAGUUUCAUUGCUGGUACGAGGUAACCUGUGUUCAGUGCUCCCCAGAUGGAAUGUAUGCUUUCUGUGGACAAUAUCUCAACACGACCACCAUAUUCCAUCUUGGUAGCGGGGACAAGCUUGCUACAAUGACUUCGGAAUUCUCUGGUGGCUUUGUUAAGUCCAUUCUGAUUCUAGACAUGAUCCAUCAAAUGGUGAUGAUUGAUAAUGAGGGAAGUCUCUCUGUGUGGAACACCAAAGACAUCACAAACCCAAAGCUAAUGGAGGAUUAUGACUGCCGGGGAGAUGAGAGUGAGGUGGUGAGCAUAGAGCUCUCCGAGGAUCAGCGAUCCAUCCUUAUUUGCAAAGCGAGGAGCAUUGAGGUGCUGGACACCAAGAUUUGGAAGAUGGCAGAGAAGUUCAAGGCCAAGCGUAGUGAGAAGUUUGUGGCAGCCGUUCUCUCAAAUAAUAGUCAAAGUAUUAUAGCCUCAAUGGAGAACACUUCAUCCAUAUUUGUGUGGAGGAGGGACAGUGGACAGUGCAUGGCCAGCUUGAUAGAGAUAUCUGGAGCAAUCGUGAAGCUGAUCAAAUCAACGCACCAUAACUUGCUGCUAUCGGUGGCCAGCAGUGGCGUACUUUCUGUGUGGGACAUUGAUAUCAUAACAGCUAUGUCGAACAUUGAUAAAACAGGGAAACCAAUCCAAAGCCUGCAGCUGUCUGGCAGGGAGGACUUUGUGUACACCAUGGAUGGAUCAGAGGUCAUCCACAAAUGGAACUACAGCACAGGUUUCAUUGAGAUGGUCUUCAAGCACGAAGGCCUGGUGGAGAACUGUGUUCUGACAACAUCUGGUGACCUCAUGGUGACAUCUGAUGAUAAAAACAGUCAGUACAUCUGGCAUACAACCACAGGUGAGAAUAUAUUACGCAUCAAUGGCCAGAGGAUUUCACAGCUUCUCGUCACGCAUAAUGACCAAUUUGUAGUGUCCCUUUGUGAACAGAAUGCCUCUCGUGUUUGGAGGCUUGCUACGGGUCACAAGGUGUGCAACAUUCUGGUUACCCUCCAGCAUGCUCUCAUAACUACAGCAAAUACGUUCCUUGUUGGCACCAACAAAAACAAGUUGUUGGCCGUUAGCUUGUGGUCAGGAAGCGUAUCUAAAAAGUUUAUCUGUGAUGAUGGGAUCACAAUCAUUAACUUCAAAUUAAUACCUGACAGUCCAGAUUAUGUGGUCUUCAUCACUUCCACAGAGACAGUUUUCAUCUGGAGUGUCGCUGAUGAGUCUGUGUGUAGGAGAGUGCAGCUACCCAGCAACUUUUUGAAGAACCUGGAAGAUUUCGAAAUAUCACCAAAUGGGAAAUUGGGGAUCGUGUCGAAAGGUGACAAGAACAUCAAUAUCCUAGACCUCCACAGCGGUAAGCUGCGACUGGUCCAUGCUGCUGGCAUCAUAUGGCGGCAAAACCUCUCAGGGGAUGGACGCUACUUAGUCUACAUCUGUUUCCGAAAUUGUGAUGAGGAUGAUGAUGCGGGUGUGGUUUCAAGUCUCAUUGUCAUGAGACUGGCAGAUGGUAAAAGCAUAGGCACCUGUUCUCUCUACAAAACGCCAACCUAUCUGUGCCUAUCACAGCGAGCACUUAACAUCAUUGUGGGUUUUGAGGAUGGCAGCAUCGGCACCUACACAGUAGUGGACCGUGUGGAUGCAGCUCUGAAAAUCAAGAUUGCCACCUCAAACAGCCGCCAAAUCAUUAACAAUGCCUCUCAGAAAGUACGACCCAAGUGUAGCACCAAUGCCUUCAAGACCAUUGCUGACUGUGUGUGGAGAGAAUCCACUGAGGUCUUCUCUCGAGACAGUCCUAUCAAUGUUUCUGACAGCGGGGAGCCAGAAACCACAACGCCCACAAAAAUAACUGAACUGCUGCAAUGAGAGUGCCCUCUUUAGGACAAUAAGGGCAUGGCAGAGCAGGCGAGGUUUGUGAACAGUUAUGGGUGUUCUCUGGCAUAUUGCAGAAGAAAGUAGUUUCAACAAAAUGAUCAGCCAUGCCCCAUUUAGACUAUUUUCUCCAUAACUCAAGGGCUAUUCCAUCAAAUUGUAUGUUUACCUCUGGAAAUACUGAGACAAAGGCCCAUUUACAACCAACAACCUGUAGCAAUAUUCAGGAGUGUUUAACUUCUCCCUUCAAGUGUUUCAAACCCAUAGAUAUCGUACAAUAUUUGUCAAAGUUUAUAUUUUUAUUUUUAUUUUUUUAUUAUUAGGUUUGUUUAAUUUCUAUUUGUUUUUAGAAUGUUAAAUUGUGUUGUUUGUGACCUACUUUCUGAUUCUUUGGUGUUUUUCUAGUGUAACUAUGAAAAAAAACGUCUCGGUUACUGAUGUAACAUUCGUUCCCUGAUGGAAAGAACGAGACGUUGUGUCGAUGAGUUGACACUAGGGGUCGCUCCUGCGGAGCCCAGACAUCUCUGUUCUUGAGAAAAGGCCAAUGGAAAUUGGCGUGUGGAAUUUGCAUGCCACUCCCCCGAACAUACGGGUGUAAAAGGAAUGACGCUGCAAACACACAUCGCACUGAGGAGCCGAGCCAAAGACCCGGCCAUUUCAGUGGUUGGUUCAGUGUUGUGGCAAGAAGGACACAACGUCUCGUUCCUUCCAUCAGGGAACGGAGGUUACAUCAGUAACCGAGACGUUCCCUAUCUGUCACUCACUCGACGUUGUGUCGAUGAGUUGACACUAGGGGUCCCAAUGGAAAACGCCACAAAAGCUGAACUGAGUUAUGCAGACUGGCGUUGCGAGAUGGGCAGACCUCUGUGUGCCUCGUAGCCAGCGUAGCAAGCCAUCGCAUAACUACCCCCAACACACUGGCAGGCAUGAAGCGGUCCCCUGCACCUAGGGGAACAGUUAACUGCUCAGGAGUAUAAGGACUGGCUGGCCCAGCCAUGGCCUUCUCUCUAUUGUUCUCCCCAAAAGGAACAAAAUAGUUUGG
Messenger RNA from Xyrauchen texanus (razorback sucker), 6403 nucleotides. RefSeq names its product NACHT and WD repeat domain-containing protein 2-like. The record is from RefSeq and is a predicted model, not a curated record. Bases 118 to 5355 code for a protein of 1745 amino acids. Gene Ontology annotation, molecular function: protein binding. Lineage: Eukaryota; Metazoa; Chordata; Actinopteri; Cypriniformes; Catostomidae. The transcript is spliced from 9 exons.